Messenger RNA from Tetranychus urticae (two-spotted spider mite), 2193 nucleotides. Its product is annotated as lysosomal proton-coupled steroid conjugate and bile acid symporter SLC46A3. Gene Ontology annotation, cellular component: membrane. Gene Ontology annotation, biological process: transmembrane transport. The record is from RefSeq and is a predicted model, not a curated record. Gene Ontology annotation, molecular function: transmembrane transporter activity. NCBI's taxonomy places the organism in Eukaryota, Metazoa, Arthropoda, Arachnida, Trombidiformes, Tetranychidae.
CAAACCAUAAACAUUUCCAUCUGAGAAAGAAAAAGUUUAUUGGUGUAGAUUAAUCAUUCAUUGUGAUAUAUCAUUCCUGCAAUGCGAGCAUUUUAUCGCUGUGAAUUUUUGCCUCUUUAUUUUAAUAGUGUUUCGGUUAAAUUGUGUUUGAAACCUAGGUUGAAACGUUCAUUCCUGACUUAAUGUGCAUCAUGUUAUGAUUUGCUUUUUUUCAUAGAUCUCUAUUUUUGUAAUCUCUUGUAUUAUAACUUUUCAUUUUUAACAAUUCUUUUUUAAACAAUUUUUUUUGUUUUACUAUUUGUGAAUCGUCAUGGGUCUAACUUGGAAGGAACGACUUGAAUUGAUUAAACUUCUCCGAAUCGACAUUUACAUGAUGCUCUUUUUCAUCUCUUUUUCUAUCAGUGGAGUAAGUUUGAAUCAACUCGUCGAGGAUAAAGUGUGCCUUAAUCAAUUGAAACUUGAUAAAUCAAUUUGUAUGAAUCUGGAACAUACUGAUAAUUCCCAUGAAACAAACAAAAAUUACAUCUUCUCAAAGGCUGCUGCUUUCAAAAAUUACCAAACCCUGAUCUUCACUACACCUGGAAUUUUUUUGUCUUUAUUCAUCGGAUACUGGAUUGACAACUACCCAAGUCAUCUGAAGUAUAUCCUAGCUGCUCCUGCCUUUGGUGGAACCUUAGGAGCUUUUGUCAUUAUCUACAAUUGUUUCUAUUUUGAAACAGAUUACAUGCAACUUCUUUCCGCGGAUGUUUUAAGAGGAUUUGCUGGUGGAUUUGCUACCAUCUAUACUGGAGUCUACACUUAUAUAACCAGAAAGACACCGGCUAAAUUUCGAGCUCUGCGCUUUGCAAUUCUUGAAUUUUUCUCCUUCAUUGCAACGCCUAUAUCAAUCUAUUUGGGUGGUUUUCUCCUUACAACUCCACCGUGGUUCGAUAAGCAGCCAAGGAAUUACAUUGCGGUCUUUAUCGUAUCAGCAGUUUGCAGCACCUUUGCUUUAAUCUGGGUUCUUAUAUUCGUUAACGAUGCCGAUUCACGUCAAGAGACGAAAAAUAAUACAACAACUGAUUCCAAUAGUUUGAUAGAUGAUCAAGAAUCGCGUGAUACCGUAGAUGAUGGCUUUGAUGCCCCUGACUCUAUGAUUAAACAACCCGUUUCCAAAGGAUGCUUUGGCAAUUUUACUUACACUUUUAAGGACAUUUUCAAUUUUGCUAAUGUCAAAAGUAUGAUUAACACAUGCACCAAGAAGAGAGAAAAUGGAUUUCGUGUUCGUAUAUGGCACAGCUUAAUCAUAAGUGCUGUUAUAUUGCUAGCUUAUAUGGGUGAUGUAGCUAUUGGAUUUCCAUUCGCUCAAAAAGUUUACCAUUGGGAUGCCAAAUAUUAUUCAAAUAUUUCAUCCAUUUUAAUCAUUAUCCCCUCAAUUGGAACAUCUUUGUUGUCACCCAUUUUGAUUCGCAAAUUUGGUUUUAGCGAUACUGGUUUGGGAAUCCUUGGCUGUCUUUCCUUAUUGUCGUCAAUGAUUAUUAAAGGGGGCUGGUUAACUCCAGUUGGUUAUUUUGUUGCCAGUGUCUGUGGUAUUUUUGGUGGACUCACUCCUAUUUCCGUCAGAUCUUUGAUCGCACGAAUGAUAAAUUUUGAUGAAAUAGGACAGGUUUAUUCGCUCCUCUCAGCCAUUGAAUCAUGUGCACCCGCUAUUUCCAGCUUAUUUUAUUCAAAUGUUUUCAAUGCAACCAUCGGUUCGUUUCCAGGAUUGGUUUAUCAAAUUGCAGCUGGCUUGUUAUUUUAUCCAUUCUUCAUAUUGAUAUGGUUAGAUCUCACUAAAUCUACAUGGUAUGACACGAAAAAAGUUGACUCAGUGUCUAUAAAUCAUCAUGAGGAUGGGGUUGAUACGGAGGUAUCGAAGUCUUCUAAUGUACGAUUUUCAAUAAACUCAGAUAUUCAAACAGAUGGUGCACAGUUGAUAAGUUGAUUAUCCCUUGGUAGACACACUAAUGACUGAUUUUCCAAUAUUUUUCAACAAUGGACUGAAUUCGUACUUUUAUGGAUUUUCAUUUCACAACCUUAUGAUGUUUUUCACUAUAAUCAUCGAUCUUAAAUCAUAACCCUCAAUCAUAUUUAAUUUAAAUUCAUAAUCGUUUUUGUAAAUAAUUUACCGACAAAUCUUGCUUUAUUCAAAAUUAUUCGAAUAAAUCCUUCACA